Molecule: messenger RNA, 1595 nt
Organism: Rhinichthys klamathensis goyatoka
Lineage: Eukaryota; Metazoa; Chordata; Actinopteri; Cypriniformes; Leuciscidae
Exons: 9
Coding region: 197-1579 (460 amino acids)
Source: RefSeq, a predicted model, not a curated record
AAAUGCAGCAUUCAUUUGUUGCUGCCGCUCCCAAUUUUGGGCCUUGUUCAAAAUUGACUACAUUAGCCUAGCCUUGAAAGCUAACGUUACAGAUUCCCUGAAAUGAUUGAGUCUGACUUUUUGCACUACAUUUGGAAUUGUGCGUGUUCAUUAAAGCAAUUGCAUUAUGUUGUAGUAAUAUGUGAGGAAAACUACAAUGCUUUUCAAAGUGCAGUACCGAGGAAAGAAGAAGUACAUCAAACUCAAUGGAGCAUCAUAUCCAGAGUUUCUCAAGGAGGCUAAAGAGAAGUUCAGCAUACCCCCCGAGACAAACAUGUAUGUGCUGGAUGACAGUGGAACAGAGGUUGACGAAGAGGUCUUCAGCGACAUCCUGGAGGAAAAAGGAGACAUCGUGUGGACCAUUGUUAAUGUUCUUUCAGUUUCUGACUCUCCGAUCCAAUCCUCAUGCACAGACACCUUGUCACUAUCAUCACCCUCAUCGGACAGUGAUGCUUCUCUGAUGUCCCCAAAAAGACAGCGCAUUGAUGACGCCUUUGUGAUGUCCCCAAAAAGUCUACAUACUGAUGACAGUUCUUCACAAGCCAAAGAGCUUGUCAAAAGAAUUCUUGAACAAAAGCCUGGAGGGGAGAAAAUCCUUGCAAAAUAUGCAAUGACAGGAGAGAUGAAGGACCGAGCACGCCGUGAACUAGUCGGCAUUGUUGUUGCUGAAAUGUUUGAAAAGUAUGGACGUGCUCCCCCUAUGGAUAAAAGAGCACAGUAUGCGUUGGGGAUAGUAACACUGUUCCCCUCUCUAAAAGAUCCCUACUCCAAAAAAGGCUAUGAACACUUUUUUGACAUAGACAGCAAUGAGGGCUACAUUGCCUGGAAGAUUAAAAACACACAGCGAGAUCUCAGCAAUGGCGGUACCAAUGGCUGUAGGAGAAGGAGCUCUCACACUACAGGCAGCAGUGGACCAAACUUGGAGAGAGAAGGGACUAAAGUGCAGCAGUUGGAGGGAGACCAGUGUCGUGAGGCCAUAUCUCUACUGAAACACAGCACAGACAACGAACAGAUCUUCAUGAAAAUGAGAGAAACCUUCCAGCACAGGCAAAAGUUGAUCCAUGAUCCUGAGCAAUGCAGCACAGUGCUUACUGUGUUCCCAAGGUUUCUUGACACAAAAGGCCUGGUGGCGCAAGACUUUGACCUGUUGUUUGGAGCUGAGACUUCAUCAAAACUCCUUGAGAAAUGGGAUUUCCUGAAGGCCAAAGUAAUAAAGCAAGCCAAGAACAUCAGCAAGACACCCCUGCUUGACCACCUUAUCCAGUCUGCAGAGGAGAACACUGAUGAGGAUGACGAGGUCCCAGUUUGGGAUAGUGACAUGGCCUCACGGUUACUGCUGGUCUACCUACUGCCACCACCUCCAAGUGGAAAGAAGGGAGCUGUAAAGAUCAGUACCCGGGAAGCUGUGGACCAUGUAGUUAAAUUUCAUAAGUCAUGUCGCAGCCUUCAGGAGCACUCUGGUCCAAACCAGCGACGACAGCCCUACAUCCUGGCAGUUGGGACGACAAGAAAGCACUUUCUACAUUGCAUUGGAUGGUGAUCUCCUUCCCUGCAAG